UGCAAUGUUGUCCGGGUUGAAGAAUCAGUGCAUAGUGCCAUGUGGAGAAAUGGCUACAAACAGGCGGUGACACAGUAAACUGAAACGUUUUGGAGUAUUUUAACAGCUUCGGUCUGCAAUGAGUCUUUUACCUCGCACAGCUGAGGAGUUCAGCUCUGCACAAUACUGGGAGAGAUUUUUCAAGAAGCGCGGAGAGAAAGCUUUUGAGUGGUAUGGAGACUACAACAAACUCUGCGGCGUCCUGCAUAAAUACAUUAAAGUGCAAGAUAAGGUGUUGGUGGUUGGUUGUGGUAACUCUGAGCUCAGUGAACAGCUGUAUGAUGUUGGCUACAAACAUCUGACUAAUAUUGACAUCAGUGAGACAGUGGUGACCCAUAUGAACCAGCGAAAUGCAGAGCGCCGGCCAGGCCUGACUUUCCAGCAGGUGGAUGCAACACAAACCCCAUAUGAGGAUGCCAGCUACCAGGCUGCUCUGGACAAAGGCACGCUGGAUGCCAUGGCAUCUGAAGAGGAAGGAGCUCUGGCCAGGAACAUGCUUACUGAGGUGGGUCGUGUGCUAAGUGUCGGAGGCCGGUACGUCUGUGUGACGUUGGCUCAGGAGAGUGUGAUCAAGUUGGCUUUGGAGCACUUUGUACAGCUCGGGUGGGCAGUGAGGGUACACUGCUUGCAGGAGGAAAGUGGAAAAGAAGAGGACUCCUUUGCUCUGCCUGUCUUUGUCCUGGUAUGCACCAAGUUUCGUCAGCCUAUGCUCACACCUAUUCUGGAGAUGUGUCUUGGGGAAGAUGGAGCCCCAACACGGCUCACGCAGGUUUCAGAGCUGUUGUCCGCUGUGAGGGAGCAUCAGGCCUACUCUGUCUUGAGAAAGAGGCUCCGCACAGGCACAGACGCCAGCUCAAACCUGUCGCUCACUCUCUGCCACACCAAGACUGGCCUUCCCAGAUACACUCUCACUGUGCAAGAUUGUUCCACAGGAGCCAAGGUGCCAAGAUCAAAUCACUUUGCUAUUUUUAUUGUGCCCCAAGGCAGCGAGACAGCUUGGCUCUACAGCUCCAGUGAAGGGCGAAGGCAGCUGGCAGCCAGUGCUAACUUUCGACGCUUGGUCAUCGUGGCAAUGCACAGGAACCAAGAGUACACAGACAUGCAGGCUGUCCAGUCAGAACUCUCACCAAUGGUGAUGGACCUUGCUCCACCUGGUAUGCCGGCCAACCAGCAGGUGCCAUUUCUGUCAGUGGGAGGUGAUCUUGGCUGGCGAGAGGAGGUCAGCAGGGGUGUGAGUGAGCUGAGUGGAGAGUAUUGCGUGGAGAAUGUCAAAGGAGAAGAUGGAGAACUGUAUCGUAGACUCAUUUUCCUGUCUAAUGCUGCCCUUGUCCAAUCAGAGAGCCGCCUUGUCUCCUCAAUUACCACAUCAAGUCACAAAAAGAAGAACAAGAAGAAGGCCAAGCCAGCAGCUCCUCCAACAGCAUCCUCAACCUCUCUGUCAGUGGACAGUGGCUUCCUCUGCUGCGCUCACCAUGAAGUCAUGGUGGCUGGCCUUGCCAUGCUCGGGGUGGGCACGCCAGAGAGCAAAGAUGUCCCAGUGUCAGUGCUCCUGGUGGGACUUGGUGGAGGAGGCUUGCCUCAGUUUCUGCGCGACUUUGUGCCUAAUGUUACCGUCGAGGUUGUGGAACUAGAUCCUGUUGUGCUGGAGGUGGCAAAGGAAUGGUUCGGAUUCAGACCAGAUGAUCAUUUGACUGUGACUCUUGGGGAUGGCCUUGAACGCAUCUGUGCCCUGGAGAAGGAAGGUGGUUCUUUGUUUGAUGCCGUCAUGUUUGAUGUGGACAAUAAAGAUAGCACUGUAGGGAUGAGCUGUCCCCCUGCUGCCUUUGUAGAAACCUCCAUCCUACAGAAAGUCUGCAGCUUGUUGACCCCCAGAGGUAUAUUCAUACUGAACCUUGUGUGUCGUGACCCGGUCUUGAGGAAAAGCGUGCUGCAGCGUUUGAGCGCAGUGUUCCCCAGCAUCCUCUCUCGAAAGAUUGAGGGGGAGGUCAACGAAGUUCUCAUGUGCUCUCGUGCAGAAAAGGAGACAUCGAACAGCGCCCACAUCACUCCAUCUCUGAACCAAGCAGCCAAGAAUCUGCAGAGCACACUGUGCUCUAACAGGACUGAAACCAGCCGCUGCCCACAUAUAGACAUUGUAGAGCUGUUAAAAGACCUGAAAGUAGAGUAAAAUUUGUUUUCAGACCAAGGGAGAGAUGGGAUUUAAAUAUGUGUCAAGACUAUUUGAGACAAUAUGGUGAGGAUGAUGAAAUAUGAGAGUACAUGACUUUGCCAUUCGAUCUAAUGCAAUGAAAAAUAAUAUAAUGUAUAAAAUGCAAUCACAAGUAAAGAAUAUUUUAUCUUUACAUUUUAAUCUGAUGCUUCUACAAAAAAUGCGUUCCCAGUGCUGUCUGUUAUGUGAGCAUGCAGAAUUAAUACGUAUUAUUACUAUAUCACCAUUAAACGCAGCCUGUAGUUUCUCUUUCA
Molecule: messenger RNA, 2502 nt
Organism: Lates calcarifer (barramundi perch)
Lineage: Eukaryota; Metazoa; Chordata; Actinopteri; Centropomidae
Gene: mettl13
Product: methyltransferase 13, eEF1A lysine and N-terminal methyltransferase
Exons: 9
Coding region: 119-2206 (695 amino acids)
Source: RefSeq, a predicted model, not a curated record